AACGAGCUUUUUAUUAUUAUAUCAAUGCGCGAACAAAUUUAAAAAGAAUUGUAAUAGGAAAAUUUUGUAAAAUGGUUGACUAUCCCGAUAUUAUAAAUUUUUCCCGAGACGAACUACUCGAGGAGUAUUGCAAAUUAUUUGAUAGAUUUCAAGAAUUACGUGAAUCAAAUGAGGUAGACACACAAAAAAUUCAUGAGUUAAGGCGUUCACUAGAAACAGCCACAGCCGCCCAGGCUUACCUCUCGCAGGAACUCGAGCAGUACACCAAUUCUGAUAGCAAUGACUUGGAAAAUGAUUUGCACAAAACUCAAGCAGAUUUGGUUGAAAUGAAAAAGAAAUAUGGUAAACUGGAAGUGUCUUUCACUGCUCUGCAGCAGGACUACAAUACGUUGUUGGAAGAGAACACCAAAAUUGCACAAAAUCUGGAAGAGUCUCUUAAGCGCAGAGAACAACAGCCCAAGGAAGUUGAUACACAAAUAUCCGAUGAGUAUUUACAACGUAUACAAAUGCUGGAAAAUGAAAAUAUGGACUUGUUGCAAAAAAUUGAGGAUUUUGAGGAACGUUCAGUGCGUUACACUCUAACCAUAGCAGAGUGUGAGAAAAAUAUGGAGAUAUUACGUGAUCAGAUUAUGUGUUUGGAAGAAAAUCUACAAUCCAAGCGUAUUGAUUUGGAGGAAAAAUUACAAAUUCUUGAAAGUACCCAGGAACAACUGGCCGAAGCUAAUUCAAAAAUAGCAAUGCUUUCUGCUGCUCCGGAAAAUAAUGAUCGCAAAGGAAAUUCACUAUUCGCUGAAGUAGAUGAUCAACGUCAGGCAAUGAGGAAUCUGCUAACAGCACAAAAGAAAAGUUAUGUCCAAAUGAAAAAAAUCUACAACGAUAGUGAACAUGAAAUUCGGCGCUUAAAACGUGAAAAUAUUUCCAUGCAUACAGAGCUGGAGACGUGUAGUUCUAUAUUUUGUAAUGCAGAUAAAAUAUAUCAAGAAAAACUCAACGAACGAGUCCGCCAUUUGCUGAACCAAAAUGAGGAGCUCGAACGUAAACUGCAAUGGACUCAAGACCGGCUCAAGGAAGUAGCCAACGAUAAAGGCGUAUUAUUUCUUGAUUCCAUGCUUAGUUUCUGCAAAAAAGAAACGGAUGAUCUCAAGAGUCAGUUGCAUAGUGUACGCAUACAAAAGGCCAGUUUGGAGGAACAGCUACGAAAUGCUUUGCAAGAUAUGGCCAGAUGGCGCUUCGAGUCCCUAAAGUCACGGUGUAUUCUUAUGGAUCGUGAACAUCUUUUAAUUGAAAAUAAAAUAAGCUUUAAACCCAUACAAGCUAUUGAAUACAACAUUACAGAGAAAGAGCAAGAAGCGGCUAAGCCGCGUAUAGUCAGCAAUCGUAGAAGUAGUACAUUUGAAAAAAUUGUUGAGCGUAGAUCAAUGACACCUUCAAAAGUGCCAAUAAAACAAGAAUUUUCAAGUCCGCUACAACACUCCAUUAAAGACAAUUCAAUAACAAAAACUCCCACAAUUAAAACUGAAGACAAGCUAAACAAUAACAAUAAUAUUGAAACAAUUACUAGCAUUGCAACUGAAAAUGAAGUGAAAACAUCUGUGGAAGACUCACUGUGUAAAGAAAUAAAACAAAUUUCAGUUAAAGAGGAAACCCUUACAAUUGUUAGCAAAAUUGAGGAAAAUAAAUGUUUGAAAACAUCAAUGAAACCAAAUCAUAAUAAUAAUAAUAAUGAUAAUGAGGAUAAAGAAAACAACAAUACCAUUAACAGUUUAGCUGACAGCCCAUUAUUAAAUAAUUUUUCUAAAUUAACAGCUAAACCUCCCUCGCCUAUGCGUCCCUCACAAAGAUCAUUGAACAAACCCACAACAAAAUCAACUGCCCCACCAGCACGUUCCAUUUUAAGCAAACAGAAUGAUUUGCUUUUUAAGGAUUCUGGGAAAAAUGUAAAAUUUUCCUCGAAUGCAGAUAUUGUACACAAUUUAAGUCCUGACACACCAUCACCCUCUAAUCCUACUGCAAUAAAUUUGAAAAAUGAUGCCAAAUCUACCACUAGUAAAGUAAACAGCAAAAGUACUACUGUCAAGCAAUCUCGUACUAAGUCUAACAUUGUUGUGCGUCGUGUUGUCGUAAGUUCUAAGCAUGAUUAAUUGUAUAUUUUUAUUAUCUUAACAAUUUGUAUGUUUUUUUUAAUUAUAUGUAUUAGAAAUUUAUGUCGACGUUUUUUUAAUGAUUUGUUUAACUUUUUUUUAUUAUUACAUCAACUUAAACUAAAUUAAUUUUUUUAUCAAAUAUAAUAAAUUCAAUAACAUAAAAA
Messenger RNA from Calliphora vicina (urban bluebottle blowfly), 2308 nucleotides. It is a transcript of the gene Spindly, whose product is annotated as spindly. NCBI's taxonomy places the organism in Eukaryota, Metazoa, Arthropoda, Insecta, Diptera, Calliphoridae. The transcript is spliced from 6 exons. The coding region runs from base 72 to 2141 and encodes 689 amino acids. The record is from RefSeq and is a predicted model, not a curated record.